Trichoderma reesei QM6a is the source of this 4083-nucleotide messenger RNA. Its product is annotated as map kinase. The transcript has 2 exons. Gene Ontology annotation, biological process: stress-activated MAPK cascade; protein phosphorylation. Gene Ontology annotation, molecular function: ATP binding; MAP kinase kinase kinase activity. Bases 1 to 4083 code for a protein of 1360 amino acids. Gene Ontology annotation, cellular component: cytoplasm. NCBI's taxonomy places the organism in Eukaryota, Fungi, Ascomycota, Sordariomycetes, Hypocreales, Hypocreaceae. The record is from RefSeq and is a predicted model, not a curated record.
AUGCCCAACUCCCUGGACCGAGCCGUGCGCUUCUCGGGCGGCAGCGACGACGACGAGGCCGCCGCCAACCUGGCCAUGCAGAGCCUCAAACACGCCCUGCCCGAGGCCGAGGACGAGGACUCGUCGCCCGAGUCCAACGGCGCCGACCUGCACCACGCCAUCGAGCGGCACGACGACCUGGGCUCGCUCAGCAGAUACGCAGAUGCCCCCAACGGCCUCACCGGCUCCCUGAGCUCGCUACCGCCCGCCUCCCACAUCAACGGCGGGCCGCCGCCCAAGGCCCCGAGGCCCAGCGGCGGCGAGGCCGACGCGCCCUAUCUCCAGCGGCCCAUGGGGCCCAUCCGGACGCCGUCCAACACGUACAACCCGGCCAACUCGCGCAAGCCCGCCGCCCCCCAGCCGCAGCCGUCCUUCUCGGAGUCGGCCCGGUCCUCGUCCAAGACGCGCCCGCGCCAGAGCGACAGCCGCUUCCGCGCCCAGGAGCGGGCCUAUGUCCAGACGCUGCGCCAGGGAGGCUACACGGGCGAGUACUUUAGCCAGUUCCAGCCGCAGAACGGCAACGACUCCGACUCGGAGGGCGAGACCCCGUCGUCCGAGGGCCCCUUUGACGACCGCCUCGACCAGCAGGAGACCAUCAUGUUCUACGGCAACGACGAGAUACAGCCGACCGAGGAGGACAUUGCCAUUCCCGAAAACCGCGAGAGGCUCGAGUGGCACAGCAUGCUCGAGGCCGUCCUGACGGGAGACGUCGUCCGGCAGGAGAAGAAGCGCCUCAUCAGCGCCACCGACACAACCGCCAACAGGGCAACCUACAGGCAGGAGCUGUGGCUCGAGCUCCGCGCCGAGUCGUGCGGGCGCAGGGUCCCGGUCCAGAAGCGCAUGGUCGAGGACGGCCGCGCCAUGGUGGACAAGCUGCUGGACGACGUCAUCAACUUCGAGGUCAAGGGGACCCUCGAGGCCGGGAAGCCGCCGUUUGAGCAGGUCAAGGACGUGGUCAAGAAGAUUGAAAAGUGCCAGAGCAUGUACCCCUCGUGGAACGCCCUCGUGGCGGAGCACAAGUCGGCCGUCUCCCCGCAGUUUCUGGAAGCCUACGAGGCCAUCAUGUCGUGGUACAACACCAACGAGAUGAUCAACACCGAGCUCGCCAUCCUCAAGAAGUGGGUCGGCAACGACGAGCUCGACUUCUCCCGCACCAAGCAGCGGUCCCCGGCCGUGGACGGCAUCACCACGGACGAGACCUCGUUCCUCGACAGGCUGAUGAAGGAAGACGGCCUCCAGUCGCUGUACAACGAAAACGCAAAGGUCAUCCUCAAGGGCGACCUGGUCCAGUGGGGCAUGCUGAUGCCCAUCUCCCACGUCAUCAAGAAGGCCAAGGAGACGCUGAUUCGCAACUCGAUCCCGUUCCAGAAACGGCACCUGCCGCCGUACCUGGACGAGCUGCUGACGCUCAUCAGCUUCCCGUCGCGCCUCAUCGAGGAGAUCACCAAGACGCGGCUGGCGUAUGCUCGGAAGGUUAAGGAGACGGCCCAGCAGAACCCGCUGAUGCAGGAUCAGAUGAUUUCCCAGUUCCAGCUGCUGCUGCAGUUCGCCAUCCGCAUCAAGACGGAGUACCUCGAGAUCGAGAAGCCCGAGCCCGGCUGGGACCUGCCCCCCUGCAUCGACGAGUCCUUUGACCAGGUGGCGCUCGAGGCGCUCAAGUACUACUUCAAGAUGCUCAACUGGAAGCUCAGCGGCAACAAGAACACGUUCAAGGAGGCCGAGCUGCUGUUCCAGGAGUGGGACUUUGCCAACGACAUCGGCGGCUCCCUCCACCGCGGCAACAUUGAGGUCGCCGAGCAGUUUAGUUCGCUGACGUUCAAGGCGCUCAACAGGCUGAGCACGACGUUCGAGCGGGAGCUGCAGAUCAAGCCCAAGGAGAGCGCGGCGGACAUGAGCAAGCGGUACAAGGCCGCGCUCGACUCGGUCCGCGUCCGCCAGCGGAUGCUGCAGCGCUUCUCCCGCAUGCUGAGCGAAAACUACGAGCACGCGUGCGACUUUAGCAUCUCGCUGCCGCCGGACCAGAUGCAGCUGUUCUACGACCACCUGGUGGCCUCGGGCCACUUCCACGUCGACACGCACGGCGUCUUCGAGACGCUGGGCAUCUACCUGAUAGCGUCGCCCGAGAUGCGCGACCGGCUCGACGACGUCCAGGCCAUGCUGGCCAUCACGUCCGCCGACCGCUUCCCCGACGACUCGGGCGACCAGUACAUCCUCAUCCUGCGGCCCGAGGACCCCUUUGUGUGGAUCGGCGAGGUGGCGGACGUGCUGAUCAAGGAGCAGAACAUCGACCUCAAGCGCGGGCAGAUCCGGCUCUGCACCACGAGCAGCAGCGCCAUCGCCCACGCCCGCCGGACCUUUCUCGACGCCAUCGACAUGCACAUUGACCUGCUGCAGGAGUCGCGCUCCAACAUCCACAAGGUCAACACGCGGCUCACCGAGAUCCGCCGCGUCGCCUACAAGCUGUCCAACACCUUCAUGGACAGCGUCGAGAUCAUCCGGAGGCAGACGCAGGGCAAGGACUGCCAGGAACUCAUCCAGACGUGCUUCAUCUUUGCCACCGAGUUCGGCCAGCGCUCGCUGCUCUACAUGGACAGCAACCGCCGGCAGAUGAACAACCUCAAGCUGACCAAGCUGGCCCUGGACUGGGUCAGCUUCAUCUGCGACGACUGCGUGGCCUCGGACCGGCGGACGUUCCGCUGGGCGGUGCUCGCCCUCGAGUUCGCCAUGGGCAUGACGCGCGGCCGCCACAUCCUGGCCCUGGGCGAGGAGGAGUACGAGCGGAUCCGCGCAAAGGUCGGCGGCUGCAUGUCGGUCCUCAUCUCGCACUUUGACAUCAUGGGCGCGCGCUCCAGCCUGGCCGCCCAGGCGGAGAAGGAGCGCAUCGAGAAUCUCGUGAGCCAGUUUAGGAAGGACAAGAACAAGAUGCUCGACGACGACGAGGCCACCAUGAGCGUCACCGAGCAGCGGCUGGAGAAGCUCGCCCGCGUCGACGAGUUCCGGGAGGGCAAGGAGGCCGAGCGGCGGGCGCUGGGCCGCGUGCUGGAGACGACCAACGAGGCCGACCGGUCGCUGGCCUACCUGUCGGCGUCGGCCACCAACGUCACGGUGCGAUGGCAGCAGGGCCAGUUUGUGGGCGGGGGGACCUUUGGCAACGUGUACGCCGCUAUGAACCUGGACACGGGCCAUCUGAUGGCGGUCAAGGAGAUUCGACUGCAGGACCCCAAGCUGAUCCCGACGAUUGCCGAGUCGAUCCGCGAGGAGAUGCGCGUGCUCGAGGUCCUCGACCACCCCAACGUCGUGUCAUACCACGGCAUCGAGGUCCACCGAGACCGCGUCUACAUCUUUAUGGAGUUUUGCUCUGGCGGUUCCCUCGCCAACCUGCUGGAGCAUGGUCGCAUCGAGGAGGAGGAGGUCAUUAUGGUGUAUGCGCUGCAGUUGCUUGAGGGUCUUGCUUAUCUGCACGAAAGCGGCAUUGCUCAUCGCGACAUUAAACCAGAGAACAUCCUGCUGGACCACAACGGCAUCAUCAAGUACGUAGACUUUGGCGCCGCCAAGCUCAUUGCUCGCCAGGGGCGGACAAUGGCCGCCGACCUCCACGCCACCAAGCCCAACAAGUCCAUGACGGGCACGCCCAUGUACAUGUCGCCCGAGGUGAUCAAGGGCGAGAACCCCGGUAAGGCCGGGGCGGUGGACAUUUGGUCGCUGGGCUGCGUCAUCCUCGAGAUGGCGACGGGCCGGCGGCCGUGGGCCAACCUGGACAACGAAUGGGCCAUCAUGUACAACAUUGCGCAGGGCAACCCGCCGCAGCUGCCGACGUCGGAGCAGCUCAGCCCGCAGGGCAUCGACUUCUUGAUGCGGUGCUUUGCGCGAGAUCCUAAGCAGAGAUCGUCGGCCAUCGAGCUGCUGCAGCACGAGUGGAUAAUGACCAUCAGGAACCAGGUGGUUGAGCCGGCGACGCCGAGCGAUGCUAGUGGAUCGUCUCAGUCGCCGUUUGUGUCGGCGACGUCGACCAGGAACAGCAUUGGGCCGGACGGGUUCUACUGA